Messenger RNA from Drosophila santomea, 698 nucleotides. RefSeq names its product dynein light chain Tctex-type protein 2B. Lineage: Eukaryota; Metazoa; Arthropoda; Insecta; Diptera; Drosophilidae. The record is from RefSeq and is a predicted model, not a curated record. The transcript has a single exon. Bases 83 to 598 code for a protein of 171 amino acids. Gene Ontology annotation, molecular function: dynein intermediate chain binding. Gene Ontology annotation, cellular component: cytoplasm; cytoplasmic dynein complex. Gene Ontology annotation, biological process: microtubule-based movement.
UUAUUUGUCUAAACUUCUCGCUUAUUUCUAUCGAAAUAUAUCUGGAAUUUAAACGAAACACUGAGGUAUAAAUAUCGCUAAGAUGUCGACAAAUAGACCCAAGACCUUUUCGACUGGAAAGGACUCCUUUCGAGCGUCCGCGGUCAGCGGAGACAGCCGAUCCGAGGCAAUGUCCCACAGUGACUCCGAUGACGAAUUGGAGCCCGGAAACGAAGACAAGCCGGCAUCUGAUGUCACCAUCUACAACGCCUACAACAUGGGACCAGCCUUCGGCAAGAAGUUCCCAUUGCCGUACAUUCGCCUGCUGAUGACCCAAGUGGUCAAGGACAAGCUGGCAAACAAGACCUACAAUCAGUCGGAAGCCCUGAAAUGGACCCGCGAGCUCGCCGAUGAUAUCAACACGAAGAUAAAGGGACGCGCUUCAUCUCCGAGAUUCAAGCACGUGGUGAACGUAAUGCUGUAUCAGCAGACCGGAGCCGGAUGUUUCUAUGGCGCCCGCGCCAUUUGGGAUGAGCUUUCUGAUGACUACAUAACCUUCACCUUCGAUGGCGGCAGUUUCGUAUGCAUUGCUACCGUUUUUGGUUGCUAUCAGUACUAAGUUACUUGAUGUUAAAGUAAAAACAUAAGAAAUUGUUUCAGUAUUGUUCAGUUGAAUAAAAUAGAUAUUGAAUUGCAUUGCAAUUGAUUGCCAAUAUAAA